This is a messenger RNA of Chelmon rostratus (copperband butterflyfish), 4684 nucleotides long. RefSeq names its product dual specificity tyrosine phosphorylation regulated kinase 3 (gene dyrk3). The transcript has 6 exons. Gene Ontology annotation, cellular component: nucleus. The record is from RefSeq and is a predicted model, not a curated record. The coding region runs from base 823 to 2625 and encodes 600 amino acids. Gene Ontology annotation, biological process: cytoplasmic stress granule disassembly; peptidyl-serine phosphorylation; positive regulation of cell cycle G2/M phase transition. Lineage: Eukaryota; Metazoa; Chordata; Actinopteri; Chaetodontiformes; Chaetodontidae. Gene Ontology annotation, molecular function: ATP binding; protein serine/threonine/tyrosine kinase activity; protein serine/threonine kinase activity.
CACACAGCUGCGUCGAAUAAGAUACUCGCACCGCAGAGAAGACGGAUUAAACACUGCCGCUUUAUUACACUCAGUACAGGUGAAGCUUUUCUGCGAAGACGAUGCGCCGGUUGUUUCUGCGGUUAACAUGGGGCUCGAGCACCGCUAGCGAGCUAGCCUAUUUUGGCUAGCCAUCCCCCAAAGACGAGUGAAGCAGCCCCAAGCUGUCCCGAAGGAGGACAAAAUCCCGGGGGUUGAGACGAGCGCUAGCAUCGCUGUUUGCCAACUACAAAGUCAGCUAGCCGGGAAUAAGCACGGGAAUGGUGCUCUGGAUCGACUCACUGUACCGACAGAGAAAGGCGAGGGGCACACGGGUCAGACCACCGAGCUGUAAUAUUUGGACUCAAACUAUUUUUAACAGAGGGAGCUGCUCACGGGCGGACGACUGUUUUUGUGGCUGUGCGAGCUAGCUGGCUAGCUAACUGAGGGAAACGACCCCCCACCGCCUGCUCAGGUUUUUCAAACUGCAGCCAAGGCUAAUGUUAGCCAGGGCGACACACAACUCUGUGGUUUCGAUAAAACGAGGAUAAAUUGCAGUCAAAGCCAAGAAGAAAGCUAGCUAAUCACAAGGAGAGAACAACUCGAGUCAGUUCAGUCGAAACCGCAACUCGAGGCUUCUCGGACUCCCCCUUUUCUUUUUAAGCAAACACUGGCGAUCACGGCAAAGUUAUAAACGCUGUAAACUGAGUUUGCAACGUGACUAUCUUGAAUCUUUGUUUUCCAUUUUUUUUUAUUCGGGGAUUUUUCCACUUCGGAUGCUGGCAUCACAUAAUAGUUGCAAUCAUGAUGAUAAUAAGCAGAAAACCAGAGGGCCCAAUAGCAACAGCGCGGCACGGCGAUGGUCUAUAUGAUUCAUACAUGAGAACAGACCACAUCCUUAAAGACGAAGCAGAUACAAACAGUCCGUCUGGGCUGCCCCCCAUGCCCAAACACACAGUUGUCAGUAACAAGACUGUCAUGAGGGAUCAGGUAACUGUGCGUGGUAGCCAGCUGAAGGUCAAGUACCUGUAUGAAGACUCCAGCAACAACCGAAAGAUCAAUGCCAUAACCACAGCAACCACUCAGAACAGUGGGACCACUGGUCAGACACCCAGUAAACCUGCCCCGGUCUCCGGCCUGUCCAAGGAGCGUAGUGUCGACAGCACUGAAUCCAGUAAGGGCUCCAGUGAAUCCUCCGGCCCACAUGGAGGUGGGAACAGCGGGAAGCUUUGUGGUCCUCUCACCCCUGACCAGGCUCUAAGGCUGUACCGAUCUCAGCUGACCACCCUGGAGCAAACGGAGGUCCACUCCUACCCAGACAUCUACUUCGUGGGACCCAAUGCUAAGAAGAGGCCUGCUGUAGCUGGAGGCAACAACAACUGUGGUUAUGAUGAUGAGCAGGGCGGAUACAUUCAUGUCCCCCACGACCACCUGGCAUAUCGCUACGAGUUCCUCAAGAUUAUUGGUAAAGGUAGCUUUGGUCAGGUGGCUAAGGUAUAUGACCACAAACUGCAGCAGCACCUGGCUCUAAAAAUGGUGCGCAACGAGAAGCGCUUCCACCGGCAGGCGCAGGAAGAGAUCCGCAUCCUGGAGCACCUGCGCAAACAGGAUCGUAAUGGCACCAUGAAUGUUGUGCACAUGCUUGAAAACUUCACCUUCCGCAACCACAUCUGCAUGACCUUUGAGCUGCUGAGCAUGAACUUGUAUGAGCUUAUCAAGCGCAACAAGUUCCAGGGCUUCAGUCUGCCACUGGUCAGAAAGUUUGCACACUCCAUCCUGCAGUGCCUGGAGGCCCUAAGCAGACACAGAAUCAUCCACUGUGACCUCAAGCCAGAGAAUAUCCUGCUCAAGCAGCAGGGACGCAGCGGCAUCAAGGUGAUUGACUUUGGUUCCAGCUGUUUCGAACACCAGCGGGUGUACACCUACAUCCAGUCUCGUUUCUACCGAGCUCCAGAGGUGAUCCUUGGUUCACGUUACGGCCUUCCCAUUGAUAUGUGGAGCUUCGGCUGCAUUCUGGCUGAGCUGCUGACUGGCUACCCCCUGUUCCCCGGUGAGGACGAGGGUGACCAGCUGGCCUGUGUCAUGGAGCUGCUGGGCAUGCCUCCACAGAAGGUCUUGGAGCAGGCCAAACGGGCAAAGAACUUCAUCAACUCCAAGGGCCACCCUCGCUACUGUGGAGCCAACACCCUGCCCACGGGGGCCACCGUGCUGACAGGGUCUCGCUCUCGCCGUGGGAAGAUGAGAGGUCCUCCAGGUAGCAAGGAAUGGAGUGCAGCGCUCAAGGGCUGUGAGGACCCCACCUUUACUGACUUCAUAAAGAAGUGUUUGGACUGGGACCCCUCGUCUCGUCUCACCCCUAGCCAGGCCCUCAGACACCCUUGGCUGUAUCGGCGCCUACCCAAGCCCCUACCAGGGACUGAUAAGAGCCCAGGGGCCACGGUGAAACGGCUCCCUGAGCACCACAGCACCUCCUUCCCCUCUAUCCUGGCCAAAGGGGGGCCUGGCUUAGGCACCACAACUGCCAACAACAAACUGAGGAGCAACAUGAUGGGAGAUUCGGGGGAGGCCAUACCUCUUCGCACGGUCCUACCCAAACUUGUCUCUUAGAGAAAAAGAGAGAGAGAGAGAGAGAGUCCUGUAAUCUCCUCCCUCCUUCCACUUCUUCCUCCUCUGAACUCCUCAGGAGGAGUCGGAGUACAGGAGGAAGUGGAGCCUAGGUUUUAAAACUCGUUUGGUUGUUCUUUUAUUUGUUUUCUACUGAGAGGUGUCGACACCCCAGUUACUGGUUUUUAAUAUUAGCUGAACAGACAGAGAGAGAGACAAUAAAAGAAACACUCUAAAAAAAGUUUUUAUACUGAGGACUUUCUUGAGCGGCUGUGGAAUUUCUAUACACAGCCAUUGAUAAGGUUUGAUUUUAGAUAAUGCUUUUUAAAAACCUCCUCAUGUGAGUGGACAGGUUCGUAAACGAGCAAAUGUUUUUAACCUUUGUGUGUUCUCACGUGAGUGUUGUGUUCUUAGUAAAACACACUCAAGCACACCUGCACUGUCACUUGCCUCACUUCACACUCUUUCUUAACACUCAGAGGACGCCACCCUUUCUUGGGACGUGUUCGAGUGAAACUUGAAAAGGGCUACAGAGAUUACUCUUAUCAGGAUAGAGUUAGCAAGCAAAGAUAUGCUCAGCAGACAUAAUUUAAUAGGGAGAAAAGGAGUUAUGCUCGAGCGUUGGGCCCUGCACACACUUACAGUUAUCCCUCAUAUAUACAACAUAAAAGCCUUUACACAGGUAAAGAGGCAUUGGCAUUAUGUAGUGACAAAUUAUGAAAACAUUUUUUUAGCAUUAAGUCUUCACUUCUUUGUCUUUUCCAGUUGCGCUCUUUUUCUACCUUUCCUGACCCCUGGUGCUUGCAUGUCAGCUCAAUAUGUGACGUUAGUAUGUGUGUGUGCUUUAGCUUCCUGGUGCUACUGUGGGAGACAUUAAGAGGGCGUUGGACGACCUAUUUACACCCCCCUCUCCUCCUCCCAACUCCCCCAUUUCAGUCAGGGGGACAGUAGCUCCACUCAAACUGUCACAAAGGUGUCACCGUCACACUCGGUACUUCACAAAAUGGUUUGCGUGAGACUGUCGACUGAGCCUGGCUCACUUAAACUGACUAAUAUACGUAGAGAGAGAGAGGAGAGCUGCAAGUCAUUGUGCGCACACACACACACACACACACACACACACAGGUGUGGGUGGAAAGUUGGCUUUGGAAAGUAAAAGUUUGCAUGAAUGUCACCUGCUCAUGCCCCUAAUUGGCUGCUGUGAUUGUUGGCCGUGAUGUAUUAAUCCUAAUGGAAGAAUAGUGCAAGGUGAAAAGGAUCAUGGGAUAAAAUGAAGGGCGGUAUGUUUUAAUAUGAGCCAAGUUCUUUUUUUCCUUUCAGGGGGAGGUGUAGAAGAGUUGACAGGAUAGGCCAUUGACAAAAAGGAUCAUUUUUAUGGUACCGAAGAAAGAAGUGUUUCUCAGGGAGACAUACUUGAUACAUCCCUUAAUCUUAUAUGAACCGUGUUCCACUUACAGUCCCCUGCGCCGAGUUUGGAUGGACAUGCAUGCAGUUAUGUCCACUGAGGGCGAGAGAAUGCGUAUACGAGUGUCUCUGCAAAGGGGGUCUGCAUGCUCUGCAAUCUGACCUAGAUAAUCUCUCCUCCCCCACCAUCUCUGUCACUGUUUUUUUUUUUUUCACUGUCUCAUGUAGGGCAGGGAACCUCUUUAAACUCUCACACACAUAGUGAAUUAUGGUGCUGUCCAAACCGCACACACACAGAAAACACGUCAGGUGCAUGUUGUAUGGACCACACCGCUCAAACACUGCUUUCUCUCGUCCUGCAUUUCUGAAGUGAAAAUGUCAGGGUUUUUACUCUGUCUCCAUUUUUUUUUAAUAGAAGUGGUUUCUAUUGCUAAUCAGUCCAGAAUAUCAGAGGAUGUAAAAUGCAGAAGCAGAAAAAGAGAAAGUUGUAUACUGUCAUGUUGUACUAUUGGUGUGCGUUAGUAGGAGGGUGUUUGGUGUUCCAGCAUGAAAUCACAACUUGUUAUCAGACUGAGUGACUAUGAGAAGAGAAACUGUACAGUAACCAAAUGAAAUUGUGAUAGUUUCUUUUUCUAAAGAAAAUAAAAAUGAUUAUUAA